AUGGAUCCCUUUUCCGCAGAGGGCGAGCUCCUCAACAUCCACAGCGCCUUCCACUCAGGCCAAUACCAGAAUGUGAUCGACUUCGAUACCGCGGCGCUCUCCGCAGAGAACAAGCUUCCCGCCCAAGUCCUCCGGCUCCGCGCCCAGAUCGCCCUCGGCCAAUUCGAUGAAAGCCUCGCCGAACCCUCUAUUGAAGAAGACAGCCCUGAUCUGUCGGCCGUCAAGGCCCUGGCCUUGCAGUCCACUGGCAAGUCCGAGGCUGCGUUGCAGCUCGCACAGGAGCUCGCCGAGAACUACCCCGAAAACAGCACCGUGGAGGUUCUGGCUGGUACAGUGCUCCAGACUCAGGGCCACAGCGAGGAGGCGUUGGCGCUGCUGUCUAAGCACCAGGGUAACCUCGAGGCUGUCUCUAUCAUCGUCCAGAUUCACCUCCAACAGAACCGAGCCGACCUCGCGCUCAAGGAAGUCCAGGCCGCCAAGCGCUGGGCUCAGGAUUCGCUGCUGGUCAACGUCGCUGAGUCGUGGGUUGGCAUGAGGGUGGGCGGCGAAAAGUACCAAUCUGCAUUCUACGUCUACGAGGAACUCGCCUCCGCUCCUGGCACCUCUGCACCCCUAUCCAUCGUCGGCCAGGCCGUCGCUGAGAUCCACCUGGGUCGUCUGCCCGAAGCUGAGGCUGCCCUUACCGCCGCUCUUGAACAAUACCCUACCGACGUGGAGUUGAUUGCCAACAGCAUUGUGUUGAAUGUGUUGGCUGGCAAGCAGACCGAGGAACUGGAGUCCCGGUUACAGCAGGUCCAGCCCGCGCACCCCCUUCUCGUCGAUAUCCAGGAGAAGAGCGAGUUCUUCGAUACCGCGGCAGCCAAGUUCUCUGCCAAGGUGUCAUCCUAG
Penicillium paradoxum is the source of this 888-nucleotide messenger RNA. Its product is annotated as putative Coatomer subunit epsilon. The transcript is spliced from 5 exons. The record is from RefSeq and is a predicted model, not a curated record. Gene Ontology annotation, molecular function: structural molecule activity; protein binding. Lineage: Eukaryota; Fungi; Ascomycota; Eurotiomycetes; Eurotiales; Aspergillaceae. Bases 1 to 888 code for a protein of 295 amino acids. Gene Ontology annotation, biological process: endoplasmic reticulum to Golgi vesicle-mediated transport; retrograde vesicle-mediated transport, Golgi to endoplasmic reticulum; intra-Golgi vesicle-mediated transport. Gene Ontology annotation, cellular component: COPI vesicle coat.